Molecule: messenger RNA, 1578 nt
Organism: Lodderomyces orthopsilosis Co 90-125
Lineage: Eukaryota; Fungi; Ascomycota; Pichiomycetes; Serinales; Debaryomycetaceae
Exons: 1
Coding region: 1-1578 (525 amino acids)
Biological process (GO): carbohydrate metabolic process
Molecular function (GO): kinase activity
Source: RefSeq, a predicted model, not a curated record
AUGAGUCGACAUGUUGGAGUAGACAUAGGCACAUCGUCAAUUCGUGUCACUUACGACUCUCAGACUAAUGAACUACCCAUUGGUACACAUAGGGGGAAAUUUAUCUCUCAGUCGUCAGUGCCAAUUUACAAAUCACUAUUGCAAUUGUUACCAUCCCAAUAUGAUUCUAUUGCUAUAUCAGCCACCUGCUCCGCUGUCAUUACGCGAAAGAGAAAUGGAUAUCUAGAGCCAUUCAAUAUAGAAUCAACUGAGACACCCUCGGAUAUUUUACUUUGGAUGGACAAUUCUGCAAUAAGGGAGACUGAAUUUCUCAACAAUUUAUGCACAAGCGAGAUUAGUCAAGCACGACGUCAAUUAGGUGGCAAGUUCGUUGCCGAACUCGGACUUCCUAAGUUGAAAAUGAUUCAAAACUUGUUUGGAAACGAGGACUUGGUCUGUUUUGAGUUGUAUGAUUGGAUCAGUUAUUUGUUGAAAUAUGAAGCAACAGAUGGGAAAGUUGCGUACCACCCUUUUGAGCACCAUGAAAGUGCCGAGAUGUACGCAAUCGAUGGAUCGAUUAAAGGCUGGUCGAAAAAGUUGCUCAGCGAAGCUGGGAUUACCCUUGAGAUUGGCGGAAUAAGUCUACCCAGCGAUGUCCCACGAUUAGGUGAGCCUAUUGGCGUGGUGUGUGGCACAAAUGCUGUCAUUGGACAUGGAUGUAUUGACUGUUACGCAGGUUGGAUCAACUCGUACUCAGGUACAAACGCAAACUCCUGCUUCAUGGUUGCGGGCACAUCUACAUGCUUCAUCUACAGUAGCCAACAGAGGGGUUACCACCCAGGAAUAUGGGGACCAUACCGUCUUGCCAAAGACAGCCAAUGGCUCUACGAAUUUGGACAACCCGCAACAGGUAAAUUAUACGAACGAGUAUUUGAAAAACAUGGAUUACUGAGAAAUGACUACGCAACAACUUUCAAAACACUUGAGGAAGAAACUAGAGCCAAGAGCCAGAGUGGAAAAGGUAUACACGAGUUAUUAAAGGGUUACUUCUACUAUGGUGAUGUAUAUGGAAACAGAACACCAUACCAAGAUGGCAACAUGUCAGAAAUGAUUGUUGAUAACCCCAAUGGACCAUUGGGACCAAUUAUUAACACCACCACUCCUGAAUCAUUACUUGCUGAAUACAACCUCAUCAUGGAAUUUAUUGUGUUCCAAACGAAAGAACUCAUUGAACCUUUAGGAAUAGAUACCUUGAUCAUCUCCGGAUCGCAGUCAAAAAAUACUAGAUUUGUCCAACUACUUGCUGAUGUGUGUAAUGUAUCAGUCAAGGUGAUUAGUGCCGAUUGUUGUCUAGGCGCAGCGAAAAUGGGCCAUAUAGCUCAACUAUGUCAACAAAACUGGGCAUACGAGAAUGCUUUUGACGAAGUGACAAAGGGGAAUACAUCAUCAAAGGUAGUGAAUCCAGGUGAAAGCUGCGGCAUGAAGUCUCCUACCCUGGAGACUGAAUUGUCGUUGUUAUAUGUCAAGUAUGAAAUUUACCUGGAUAUGGCAAAUAGACAAAGACAGUACAGAGACAUGAUGGGAGAUAUAUAUAGCUGA